Photinus pyralis (common eastern firefly) is the source of this 2200-nucleotide messenger RNA. Its product is annotated as beta-1,3-galactosyltransferase 5-like. The transcript is spliced from 3 exons. The coding region runs from base 299 to 1417 and encodes 372 amino acids. Gene Ontology annotation, molecular function: hexosyltransferase activity. Gene Ontology annotation, cellular component: membrane. The record is from RefSeq and is a predicted model, not a curated record. Lineage: Eukaryota; Metazoa; Arthropoda; Insecta; Coleoptera; Lampyridae.
GUCAGUGACAGUCGCACUCUACGUUUUCAUUUCGCGUUAAAACAGAAAACUACAUGUGGCGAUAAGUGGAGUGAUUCAUUUGUAAACAUAUUUAUCAGCACAUAAUGAUAAGCUUUAAACAAUUUGGCGGUAAAUUUGGUAGAAAUAAUGUUAAUGGAAGAUAUUGUUCUAAUAAAACUAUCAUCCAAGGGUAAUUGGGUAACAUGAAUUUCAUGUUCAGACUGACAUCAUGUCGCUUGCAGAAUCCACAACAAAACCAAUCUUUCGAAGACACCUUUUAUCUAUCACGUGAAGUGGAAUGGGGGUGCCAUGGGUCUCACAAGUGCGGCUAUUGCACUUAAUAAUACUAGGAAUCACGACAGCAUCGCUGGUAAUGUAUGUAGUGUACAUGUCGACUCCUCAACCGCGUACGACUGCAUCUCCGGUAUUGUUACCAGUAUCACUUGAAUUCCACACGCCACACGUGAACGGCACGACCCAGGAUAAUUCAGCACUGAAAAAUGACACUUCCGUACCAGUAGCAAACAAAAACACCUCAUCGGAAAUUCCAUCCUUACUAUCCUUCAGUAAUUCUUUGCAGUCCGAUUUAACGCGAGGAGUUCCCGCCGAAGUCAUUUACGAAUCUGGUCAUUCUCCUACCAAUGAACAUAUAUGCCAAGAGAAAGGUAAACAUUUGCAACUUCUAAUAAUCAUCACAUCCGCACCUUCGCAUGAUAACGCUCGCAUGGCUAUAAGGCAGACGUGGGGACAUUUUAGUGCGAGAAGAGACGUAUCGAUUGUCUUCAUGUUAGGUGCAACGAAUAAUAUGAAUUUUCACGACAAGAUCGAAAAAGAACAUUUUAUGUACGAAGACAUUAUACAGGGAAAAUUUAUAGACACUUAUGAAAACCUAACUCUUAAAUCUAUAUCUAUGCUGGAAUGGGUAAAGGACAAUUGUCCACAAGCAGACUAUGUACUUAAAACGGACGACGACAUGUUUAUUAAUAUACCUCGCUUACUUACGUUUAUAUCGAAGCAUAAUCCCGAGACACGCGCGAUUUAUGGACGUCUUGCGAAGAAAUGGAAACCAAUUCGAAAUAAAAAGUCCAAAUAUUACAUAUCGCCUCAGCAGUAUAAACCGGCAGUAUUCCCGGACUUUACAACAGGACCUGCUUAUCUGCUACCUGCCAGAUUAUCGAAAGAGUUGUAUCACUCCUCACUUAAUCAUACUUAUUUCAAAUUGGAGGACGUAUUUUUAACCGGUAUUGUAGCGAACGAUUUAAAAAUUAAAAGAAUUCAUGUUCCUGAGUUUCUUAAUAAACGAGUUUCUUUAGCUCCGUGUAGCGUUCAACGUGGUAUUAGCAUUCAUAUGGUGAAAGGAAGCGAACAAUUUGAUUUAUGGAAGAAACUGCUGGAUGGUCACGCAAAAUGCAAGUAGAUCUGUGUUUUUUUUAUUGUUGUUUAUAGACAUCUAGAAAUUAUUUUACAAUCUAAGUCAAGUACGUUUAUUUAAUUAAGGCAGCAAAGAGUAGUGAGAUUGAAAUAUUUGUUUUAUAGUUUUAUAUAUUUUUUUUAUGAGAUAUGUAUUUAAAGAGUCUACAUGACAAAUAUUUUUAUGUAAUCUCACUUUAAGUGAUAAAAUCGAAUUGCGCUUUUGCUGGGUGACACGCUCUGAAUUGGUAGACUGCGUAGACUUAAAAUUAAAAGAAAACAGCGGCAUUUACGUGCCCAAAAUUUAUUUUUCUACAUGCGAUGUUAAGAUUUUUAUAAUGAAUUUUAAACAUCUAAACUAUUAGUCGUAAGCACACUAAGUUAAGUUAUAGCGAUGCCAUAUUCUUUCUCGAAUUUGAAAUGCAAUUUCAUUUCAUCAAAAGCUAGUCACCAAAUCAGUGCAAUUGACGUUAUACCAGUGAAAAGUAAAACAGUGGGCGCUGCUAGAUAUUAGUAGAUAUUUAUUCAAUAAUUAAUAGCGAUAAGUAGACUUUUUAAUUAAGCAACAAGCAUCUAUAUAUUUUUUAAUAUAUAAACCACAAUUUUGUUUGUGUAAUAGUAAAUAAAUAUCCUCAAAGGUUACACAUUAACUGUGAUUGUAAUAAAAAAAUAAAACAUCUAAAUCUCCACAUGUAAUACUCAAAUUUGCUCAUAUUGAAUUCCUAACACAAGAUUUUAUUAUCCCUGUCUGAUUCAUGUUCCUUGCAGAUAAAUAAAGCUGUCCAAAAAC